This is a messenger RNA of Talaromyces amestolkiae, 1404 nucleotides long. RefSeq lists its product as uncharacterized. The transcript is spliced from 3 exons. Gene Ontology annotation, molecular function: ubiquitin conjugating enzyme activity. The record is from RefSeq and is a predicted model, not a curated record. Gene Ontology annotation, cellular component: nucleus. Gene Ontology annotation, biological process: protein polyubiquitination; ubiquitin-dependent protein catabolic process. The coding region runs from base 1 to 1404 and encodes 467 amino acids. Lineage: Eukaryota; Fungi; Ascomycota; Eurotiomycetes; Eurotiales; Trichocomaceae.
AUGGUUUCGAAACUGCGUCGGCUCAUCGCCGACCAUGCAGAUCUCCGCAACAACGAACUCCCACCAAACUACCUCUUCUGCGCAACAGAUAACCAACACUCUGACGAUCUGAGUCAAUUGGUUGUAAUGCUUGCAGGACCUCAUGGCACUCCAUACUCAGCCGGGUUGUGGCGGUUACAGCUUCGCAUCCCUGAUGAUUAUCCUGCUAGCCCACCCAAAGCAGCUUUCAGGACGCGAAUCUGGCAUCCCAAUGUUGAGCAGUCGACAGGCGCAGUGUGUGUGGAUACCCUCAAGAGAGACUGGGAGUCUAAGUUAACAUUGCGCGAUAUCCUUGUGACCAUAUCUUGCCUACUUAUCCACCCUAACCCAGACUCGGCCUUGAACGCUAUGGCAGGAUCCCUGCUCCAGGAUGACUACAACGAAUUCGCCCGCCAGGCACGCUUGAUGACGUCGCUACACGCACCAAUACCAUUUGCCAUGAAAGCUGCCGUUCUACAAGCCAAGCAGCGAGGAGAAGAUCCUGAGAUGGCAGCGAGAAUCGAGAAAGACCCUGAAUUCCGAGAAUGGCGACAAGUGGUAAAGGAGAAAGCGUCCCUGGUCAUGAAGAAGAGGUUCUUGCCAUCAUCUCAAACUAAUGCGGACGAAGAUAUGGAGGAUGUCGAGGACGACUACAAGGAGAACGAUGCAUCGCUAUCGCCCGAGUUGGGUGCUGCUUUACCCACUAGCCAUACUACUACUAGACGGAGAGGAUUGGCUAAACGGCCGCUGUCCGUGCUCCCAAUCACACAAUUUUUGGAUACAGACUUGGUCAUGCUUGACUCUACGUCUGACGACGAGGGCAUGCCGGACGAUGGCAUGACUGCAUCGGAGCGAAACAUUGCCGCCAACACUGAUUCAUCAAACUCCUCCUCCCCUUCAUCUCAAAACUCGUCGAUAUUCUCCACUCACACUCCCCGACAGCAAACUUCCUUUUCUUCUCAGCCAUUUCCCAGUCUGCACAACAACAGCAACGACUCCACCUCAAACUCUUUAGCAAUUUACGAGGAUAACGUCGAAAUCGACAGUCUCCAGGCCCUUGUCAACAGCCAUAACAGUAACCACAGCCGCCGUCCCACUUACGGCAAGGAGAACAUGGCUGGCUCCUUCUCCUCACUACCAAAGGGAUUGUCAAUCUCGUCACUAUCAUCGACGGACACUUCACCCUACUCCACUCCAACAGGCGUCUUCAUGAAGCCAAUCAGCGCAUCCUCAUCCUCAUCAUCUUUACCGUCGUCAACAGCAGCGACAAAACCCCUCUCACCGACAAAGGUCACGAAACCAGCUUACAAUAGCAACAACAGCGGCAGCACUCGCAAAGGCAUGCCCUCGAAAGGGAAGCCUAGACUCGGCCUGCGGCGACUCUGA